Molecule: messenger RNA, 585 nt
Organism: Cornus florida
Lineage: Eukaryota; Viridiplantae; Streptophyta; Magnoliopsida; Cornales; Cornaceae
Product: auxin-responsive protein SAUR22-like
Exons: 1
Coding region: 99-386 (95 amino acids)
Biological process (GO): response to auxin
Source: RefSeq, a predicted model, not a curated record
CAUUUGCUAACCACCCACAUCUCAAAGCUUCUUUUGUUUAACAAAGUCCUAAGAUCAAGUACUUACUUCUCCAAGAAAAAACUUUUUGAUACAAAAUUAUGGGUAUCCGCUUGCUCAGAAUUGUUCAUGCUAAGCAGCUCCUCCAGCAGGUUUUUUCAACUCCAGCGAUCACCGGUGUACCCAAAGGCCAUGUUGCUGUUUAUGUUGGAGAAACUGAGAAGAAGAGAUUUGUAGUCCCAAUUUCAUUUUUGAAGCAUCCUUCGUUUCAAAACUUGCUAAGCCGGGCUGAAGAAGAGUUUGGAUUUGAUCAUCCAAUGGGCGGUCUUACCAUCCCAUGUAGAGAAGAAACCUUCAUAGAUCUCACUUGCAAUUUGAAUUGUUCUUAAGCAAGGAGAAGAAGGAAUAGCUAGCCUUUAGAGACCGAUAUUCUAACACCAUUGAGCAAAAGAAAGCAAAUGCUUCAAUUUUGAAUUAGAAGAAUUGGUUGUUUGUUGUAUAUGUGAUGUAACAUUUGAUUUUUUUUUUAGAAGCAAACUGAAAGUUGAAUCUCUUUGCAUCAAUUGAGUAGCUUAAAUUAUUCUUUCC